AUGAAAGAACACACUACAGGAAUAUCGAUAAAUGGGAAACAGUUUCACUCCAUCCGCUUUGCAGAUGAUAUAGCUCUCCUAGCUGACAGCGAGGAAGAAAUGAGUUUGAUGCUUCAUAUACUUGAAUCAUCUCUAGAUAAGUUCUAACUAAAAAUUAACUACAAAAAAAAAAAGUUAUGGUUAUAAGUAAAGUUAUAACAAAUACUAACAUUACACGCUUAACAAUGAACAAUUACAACAAGUAAACGAAUUCUGCUCCUUAGGUAACUUGAUAACUGAUGACAACAAAUCUACGAAGGAAAUAAGAAGACGAAUUACAUUAGCAAAACACGCUUUUGAGAAAAAAAGGACACUUCUUACUAAUAAACAUCUAAGUAUAAGAUCAAGAAAGAAAUUCGUUUGGAGUAUAUUACUAUAUUGUUGUGAAUCUUGGACAAUAGGAAAGUAUGAAAAAGAUAGACUAGAGGCUAUCGAAAUGUGGAUGUGGAGGAAAAUGACUAGAACAAGCUGGAUAGAACAUAAGACGAAUGAAGAAGUGCUGAACGAGAUCAAUGAAGAAAGAACAAUAAUGAACACAAUAAUGAAAAGAACAAUAAAGCUAAUUGGACAUCUACUUAGAAAUAAUGAGUUUAUUACUAUCAUUAUGGAAGGAAAAAUAGAGGGAAAAAGAUCCAGAGGAAGACCGCGUAAAUCCUUCUUUGAAGAAAUCUUCAGACGAAUGGGUGUUACCUCUUACCAAAAUCUCAAGAGGACAGCAUUUGACAGACAUGUAUGGCUACAACAACAAGGCUUAGCCUUUAGAAGCUGA
Molecule: messenger RNA, 808 nt
Organism: Cinara cedri
Lineage: Eukaryota; Metazoa; Arthropoda; Insecta; Hemiptera; Aphididae
Source: the annotation of a GenBank genome assembly